This is a messenger RNA of Nomascus leucogenys (northern white-cheeked gibbon), 1927 nucleotides long. It is a transcript of the gene MIF, whose product is annotated as macrophage migration inhibitory factor. The record is from RefSeq and is a predicted model, not a curated record. Gene Ontology annotation, molecular function: cytokine activity; phenylpyruvate tautomerase activity. NCBI's taxonomy places the organism in Eukaryota, Metazoa, Chordata, Mammalia, Primates, Hylobatidae.
UGGUCCAGGCCAAAGGGGAUGCAGCUAGUGUAGACUAGGCGGUAGUUCAGGGAAUGGAGAGAAGUGGGAAUAAAGGGAUAGUGAAAGGAGGCGUAUUUCACUGUCAGGUGAUCAGGUAUAGGAGGACAAGUCAUACAUUUGGACUUUACAGAGCAGUGGACACUCAGUCAGCUGCUGUCAGCGCCUGGGGCUUAGGGGAGUGCCCCUGGCUGGAGACAUGGCAUGGAGUGCCAUCAGUUAGGGAGCCCUGGGCACAGGUAAGAGAAGAUGUGACAGCAGGAGGGAAAGAGUCUGGGGCCCAGCUGCAGGAACCAACACCCAUAGGCUAUUUGUAUAAAUGGGCCAUGGGGCCUCCCAGCUGGAGGCUGGCUGGUGCCACGAGGGUCCCACAGGCAUGGGUGUCCUUACUAUAUCACAUGGCCUUCACCGAGACUGGCACAUAGAUUGCACCUAUCAGAGACCAAGGACAGGACCUCCCUGGAAAUCUCUGAGGACCUGGCCUGUGAUCUAGUUGCUGCCUUGUCCUCUUCCUGCUAUGUCAUGGCUUAUCUUCUUUCACCCAUUCAUUCAUUCAGCAGUAUUAGUCAAUGUCUCUUGUAUGCUUGGCACCUGCUAGAUGGUCCCCGAGUUUACCAUUAGUGGAAAAGGCAUUUAAGAAAUUCACCAAGGGCUCUAUGAGAGGCCAUACACAGUGGACCUGACUAGGGUGUGGCUUCCCUGAGGAGCUGAAGCUGCCCAGAGGCCCAGAGAAGUGGAGCUGAGCACGUUUGAACCACUGAACCUGCUCUGGACCUCACCUCCUUCCCUUUGGUGCCUCCCAGCAUCCUAUCCUCUUUAAAGAGCAGGGGUUCAGGGAAGUUCCCUGGAUGGUGAUUCGCAGGGGCAGCUCCCCUCUCACCUGCCGCAAUGACUACCCCUCCCCAUCUCAAACACACAAGCUCACGCAUGCGGGACUGGAGCCCUUGGGGACGUGUGGCCCAAAGACUCAGGAGGUACUGGGGCUCAGUGCGUGCAGUGGAAUGAACUGGGCUUCAUCUCUGGAAGGGUAAGGGGCCAUCUUCCAGGUUCACCGCCGCAUCCCCACCCCCGGCACAGCGCCUCCUGGCGACUAACAUCGGUGACUUAGUGAAAGGACUAAGAAAGACCCGAGGCGAGGCCGGGACAGGCCGAUUUCUAGCCGCCGCGUGGAGAACAGCUUGGAGCGGUGGGUGGGGCUUAGCGGCGUUGCUGGAGGAACGGGCGGAGUCGCCCAGGGUCCUGCCCUGCGGGGCCGAGCCGAGGCAGGCGGUGACGUUACCACUCGGGGCGGAGCCGCAGCCUCGCGGGGGCGGGGCCUGGCGCCGGCGGUGGCGUCACAAAAGGCGGGGCCGCAGUGGUGUCCGAGAAGUCAGGCACGUAGCUCAGCGGCGGCCGCGGCGCGUGCGUUUGUGCCUCUGCGCGGGUCUCCGGUCCUUCUGCCAUCAUGCCGAUGUUCAUCGUAAACACCAACGUGCCCCGCGCCUCCGUGCCGGACGGGUUCCUCUCCGAGCUCACCCAGCAGCUGGCGCAGGCCACCGGCAAGCCCCCCCAGUACAUCGCGGUGCACGUGGUCCCGGACCAGCUCAUGGCCUUCGGCGGCUCCAGCGAGCCGUGCGCGCUCUGCAGCCUGCACAGUAUCGGCAAGAUCGGCAGCGCGCAGAACCGCUCCUACAGCAAGCUGCUGUGCGGCCUGCUGGCCGAGCGCCUGCGCAUCAGCCCGGACAGGGUCUACAUCAACUAUUACGACAUGAACGCGGCCAAUGUGGGCUGGAACAACUCCACCUUCGCCUAAGAGCCGCAGGGACCCACGCUGUCUGCGCUGGCUCCACCCGGGAACCCGCCCCACGCUGUGUUCUAGGCUCGCCCACCCCAACCUUCUGGUGGGGAGAAAUAAACGGUUUAGAGACUA